CAACACUCUUAAGUCUACUGCCCUUGUUUCAAAGGAGUCAUCGACUCAUUAAGUACAGAAAUAAUGCAGUGCUCUCUUGUACUUAAAUUGAUAUGUGAUUAUCUCAGACAGAACUUGACACCAUUGACACCAUUGGCGCUAUUGACACGGUUGGCACCAUUGACACCAUUGUCACGAGAACUUGAAGAAAAUCGGCUUCCUUUCUUAAUUCUGCUAUCUCCGUGUUUUUUCCCCUGCAUUGUUAUAUAUGCAAUAGACCGCGGGGAGUUGAGAUUCUAAUGCCUUGAGUUCAGCCAGCUGUGACAUAGAAUUUGUCGGUUUUAAGUUUAUCCCAUUGGAUGAAGACUCAACAAAUAAAUCGUUUCACAGAAGAGAAUUUCUUGUGAGUUAUCAUAGCAUCAAGAUCACUAUUAUUAGUUAGAAAGCUUAUUCGAUCAUACAUUUCAAAUAUUAGGACAUUAGUCAAGUCAUUUGUGUUAACGUGAUGCACCAUUUUUUUAUAUUUUUUAAAAAAUAAAUGCUAUUUGUAGCCUGGUCAUGAAAAAUGAUUAAAUAUGAUGUGGAAGAUUAUUUAUGAUCAUUAAAUAAAUCACCCCGUACGUCACUACUUAACUAGGCAGAAGACCUUCAUAAGACCCGAAGACGUCUUCUGAAGACGUCAUCUCCUCAUCACCAUGGGCUGUGGGUGCCCUGAUGCUAGAUGCAGGUGCCGUCCAAGAUUGGUCACUGUUGAGCCAGUUCUGUUCCUGUACAUGUUCUCCUCCAACCUGCAGUUUCCCACAUUUCAGGUAACAUGAUGAUUACCAAAUUUAAGGGAAUCGUGAAAAAUCAAUGCUGUAGAUCAGGGCUCGAAAACCUUUUGUUAAAGAUGUGCCCAAUUAGGAUUUCGAGUUAAGUCAGGAUGCCAGCAACUUAGAAGUUCAUCUUUAUAGGAGGCAUUCAAUCAUCAUGCCAACCACCUAGAAGUUCAUCUUUAUAGGAGGCAUUCAAUCAUCAUGCCAACAACCUAGAAGUUCAUCUUUAUAGGAGGCAUUCAAUCAUCAUGACAACAACCUAUACUUAUACCCCAUAAGAACCUUAUAUUAGUCUUCUAUUAGAUUUUUUUUUUAUCGUCUUUGUCCCAAUUAAAAAUGCCCCAGACUUGGCGUGGAUGGUUGCCGACCACUGCAACCGAAAGUAAUCAAUAAGUCAUAAGCUCACUAGGCACACAAGACAGUUUAAAACACCCACUUCAGUUUGGGACCUUGCCAUUUGGCAAAUAUAACACCGGAAAUCCUGAAAAGUUUAUAUUUUAAUCAUGUUUGGGCUAUACAUUCGUCAAAUCAAAGAAAUAAAAGUAAACCAAAAUAUUAUGAGCAGGGAUUAAAAUUUUUUUAACAGAAUGAGGAUUUUGAAAGGAUCCAGAUAAAAAUAGACCAACUAUUGUUGCAGAUAGUAAAUCUACUCCUUAAAUGUGGAUAGCUGAUUCAUAUAAUGUAGAUACCGGUUGGUUUGUCUGUUAUUGUGUAUACUCUUUUUCUAUAAACUAUAGAUAGUAAUAUUAUAAAGGAAGAUAUGCUAUUUCUGUAUUUUAGAUAGGCAGUCUACUCCAAAAAAUACUAUAAUGUAGUCAGACAGUCUGUUCCUAGCAAGAAGGUGGUCAAUCUAUUCAACUCUAUCCCCAAACAGAGUUUGGUGUACAAGAAAACCUGCCUGCAGAUUUUCAACUCAUCCUUCUGUGAUGACAUGGACAACAAAACAUUUCAGAAACUGCACACAGCACAACAGGAUGCCAUACAACGUGACGCUUCUAAUUGGAUGAUGCUUAGCAACAUUGGCAUAACCUUACCGGCAAUUAUGACUGUCUUCUUAUUCAUUGGGUCAUGGGGAGAUAAGGUAUCAGUUGUCAUAUUUGGGGAGAUGAGGUAUCAGUUGUCAUAUUUGGGAGAAGGGGUAUCAGUUGUCAUAUUUAAUUUUGGGAGAAGGGUUAUCAGUUGUCAUAUUUGGGGAGAUAAUGUACCAGUUGUCAUCUUUGGUGAGAAAAGGUAUCAGUUGUCAUCUUUGGUGAGAUAAGGUAUCAGUUGUCAUCUUUGGUGAGAAAAGGUAUCAGUUGUCACCCUUUCCAUUGGAAAGUAAAUUAACAUUACUGAAAGUUUUGAUUCACAAAGAAUUAUGAAAGAUGGUUCAAUCAUUGAAAUAAAAACUUACAUUAAACUAUUAUCAUAAAAUUCUAAGUAUCAUUGUCAUCAAAGGGAUAAACAGGAGCAAAUAUAACUGUUUUGGGGUUAAAAUUGUUCGUUUAAAUGUUCAAUACUAAGACUUUGUGAAAAGCUAUGAGUGGCUGAUAAUUAAAUAAUAUAUGAAUGAGUACUCUACUGCUAAAUUUCGAAACUCAAUAUCAAAUCUAUCACUGUCAAUAUCAAAGCUAUCAAUCUCAAAGCUAGCAAUAUCAAAUCUAGGGAAACGAUCUGCUUUUCAAGAUGAAUAAACAUAUUUUUUGCUCUAAUCAGAUCAACAGAAAGUUACCAAUAUUACUGCCAUGUGUUGGAAGUCUCAUCUACAACCUGUCUAACCUAUUGAAUGCCUACUACAUGGACUGGUCCCUGGAUUACCUCAUGAUAGGCCCAAUAUUUGAUGGCCUGUUUGGCGGGUACAUUACAGUUCUGAUGGGGGUGUACAGUUAUAUCACGAACAUAUCUAACCCAGGAAGCAAAACGGUGACCAUUUUUGUUGCUUUGUCAGAUAAAUUAUUAUAAGCAUAAAUCACUUUUAAAGACAAAGAGAAAUUAAGGAUUACAUAUUGCAAUGAUACUUCAAGUAGAAAAUCAAUUACACAUUCAAAUGUUAACUUUUUCAAAUGCUUUGAUCUAAUUCAGCAACAACUUUUUCAAAUGCUUUGAUUUUGAUCUAAUUCUGCAACAAAGAUAACCAAGUCACACAAUGAAUUUCAGUUUUAUAAAUUGAUUCUAUAAUGUUAUAUAUAUAUAUAUAUAUAUAUANAAAGGAGGAGAAAACACAAUUGUAAGGUUACACUUUUAGUAAUUUCUCGCCAUUGGUUACUUAAUAAGUUUGAGAUUACAUUGCACACUAAGAUGUUCAACCAUUUUUGGAUGGCCAGGUACGUGUAGGUAUUGUAGAGUCCAUGACAUUUUUUGCUGGCACUGUCAGUGUCUUCAUCUCCGGUCUCAUUCUGGAAGCAGUUGGCUACGUCAUGGUGUUUGUGAUCGUCUGCUCAAGCCUAGGUUAGUGGGGUUUUGUUUUUGUGUGUGUGUAGUAAAGGACUUUAUCUUUUUUUUUUUUUUUAAAUACUAGAUCUCAUGUUUUUUACGACCACCCUACAAUAUUUGAAAUAUAGUACAAGUGUUGUGAUUAAGAUGUCAUCUGGCUAAGGAUCAUGUCUAUAGAUGUUUACUAAAAACAUUUUUAGGGAAAAUCAUACUCAUAAUUAAUCUGUGUUUACAGGAAAUGUACUGUACACUUUUUUUGAAACACAAUUCUUUUAUGGGUAUGAUCAUUAAUCAUCAAGACAAUUCAGUCUCAAAUAUAUAUACAUGUUUAUUUCAAUCAUUUGAACCAAAACAAAACACAAAAUCUCUGCCUCUUCCAGGUUUGCCAAAAUAACAUGAUAAAUAAUUUCCUAGCAAAAAAACCUAACUAUAAAACUAAAACUAGCUAAUAUAAUGUCAAAAUUUAAAAAUAAACUCUAAGAUUAACAAUUUUAAUUCAAAAUUAUCAAAUAAUUUUCACUUAUUGAUCCUAGUUAAUAUUUAAAAGGAAUCUGUUUUAAAAGCUAUUAACAUUAACCAAGAAUAAUAAUGUUAAAAUAUUUCAGGUGUAGCAGCAUUAUAUGGCCUCUUUUGGCUAGAGAGCAUAAAGCCAGAAUAUGCAGAUGACAAAAGGAGUUAGUAAUUUCCUAUAAUAUGUAGCAAUUUUUUAAAGAUAAAAAUGGCAGAAGCAAUUGUGAAUAUUUUUUAAACACUGCUUUUAAUUUUUUUAAAGUUAUCAAUCCCUUUAAUUUUGUUUUCUUUUUAUAAAAUCAGUUUUUUAAAUGAUAAUUUAUCUUCUCUGCUGCUGGUUGAUUGGUAGGGGCCUACAACAUAAAAUAAGAUGAAAACCAAACAAAUGGAAGGCAACUGAGACUAUGAAUUCCUAGGGGUCUAUAACACUGUCUGCUUUUUCAGAAAGUUUUUGCAUGAAAUGGCUGGUCAGCCCACUGAAGGACACAUGCAGGUGUAUGGUGAGACCUCGAGGUGACCGGCUAAAACUGUGCCUAGCCCUUAAGAUCCUGGUCCUGUGUAUAAUACAGAUGUGCACCACAGGUUAGCAUUAUGGGAUCAUCAAUGAGAAUAAACAGUGAUCAUCACUGAGUGACUUUUGAUAGAACAGGCAAAUGUUCAGCAUUAUGGGAUAGUCAGAUAGAAUAGCCAGUGCUAAGCAUCAUUUUAUGAUUAGUUAGAAUACUUAAAGGCUAGCAUCAUAUCAUUAAUACGCACCAUCAACUUUGGGUUAAAAUUAAAGUAUUCGAUUUCAUUAAAAACAAAAUUUAGCUUUAAUUUCAAAAAUGUUUUUUUUAUAGAUGUGAUUCUGUGAUCCUGAAAUUUGACUGAAAAGUUUUAGGCUCAUGGUCUGCACAAGGUUUUUUGAAAUAGCUCUAAGCUACUGAUUUAAUUUUUCACCGUGGAUCUCCUUGAAAAAGUAUUGUGUGUAUCCACAUGUACCACUCAUUUGCAUUAAUUUCGUUGGCUCAUCCCUGUCUUCCCCCAGGUGAGGAUAACAUUCCAUAUUUUUUCAAUUCCUCAGCUGAGAAUGACAUUCUAUACCUUUUCAUUCCCCAGGUGAGAUUGGCAUUCAAUAUCCUUUCAUUCCCCAGGUGAGAAUGAUAUUCUAUGUAUAUAUCCCUUCCCCAGGUGAGAAUGACAUCCUAUACCUGUACCUCAAGAGGAGCCCCCGUAGUUUUACUAGCACAGAGUACGGCUACUUCAAAGGAACUGAAAACUUUACACGCAGCCUGGCACUGCUGACCAUCCUGCCGCUGCUCAAACACAGAUUCCAUCUGAGGGAUUCCACUGUUGUCAUAGUAGGCAUUGUUUCCAAGGCUUGUGGUUUGAUACUGCUGGGACUGGCUAACAACAUGUUGCUUGUUUUCUUAGGUGUGUAUUGAUAUAAGGCUGACUGAGUCUAACUGGUUGCAGUGUUUCUUUCAGGCGUCUGCACCCCCCCCCCCAUUGAAAAAAACGCUAAUUGUUUGGUGGCGCAUUCAAGACAGUGAGAAUUUAAGAUAAUAGAAAAACAUGCUAUAUACCCACUUUUCAAUUAACUACUUUAAGAUGAAAAAAGUGAAUUAGAUAUUCACUGAGUUUUUAAUAAAGUAUCACAAGAAUUCAGACAGAGCUCUCAACCUCUAGCUUUUAAAUAUGAAAACCCAUGCCCCUCGCUAAUUAGUCGUCAUUGGAUACAAAAUAUGUUGGCUUAAAUUUGAAUAGAUUUGAUUAAAUUUACAACCUUAAAAAUAUGAGAACAAUUGGUGGCCAUUUGUAUUUGUUUAAAAUGUGCCAUCCCAUUUAGCUGUGGGAUUAUUCACCUAUGUAGCAUCCUGAAACCAGACAUGAUUAUUAAGUCAUAUGGGAUAUUUUUUUAAAAAUCCAUCACGUGACUUCAAUAAAAUUUUUAAUAAACAGCUUAAUUAUUUGGAUUCAAAAUAAAUUAUGACUGAAAAUUCCAAAUUAGGAUGAAAAUUAGUAUAAUAAAAUAUAUUUAUUCCACAGUUGUCGUGUUCGCAAUGUUCCAAGGUUUCCCUUCAGCAGGAUUGAGGUCCAGUUUGACAGAUUUGGUAGAUCAAGAUGAGCACGGUGAGAAACAUUUACUUUCUUUGUAGUAAUACAUGGCCUAAUCUGAAAUGAAUUCCCCAACUCAGUAGUGGACCCCAGAAUCAUCGGCUUAUACAUUUAAAAAAAUAGGAUGAUUAAUUUAGAUAGUUUUAUUUUAUUCAUUUAACAAUAUUAUCCUUUUAAUAAAUUGUACCAAACUGACAUGGGUAGGUGGGUCCAUUGCAGUUGGGGGAAGAGGAGAUCAUCAGUAUCUAAUUCCCCCCCCCCCCCCCCCUUUUUUUUUUCCUCACCACAAAAAUUUAAAAAAUUAAAAAAACUUUUAAUAAAUUGUACCAAAAUGAAAUGGGUAGGUGGGUCCAUUGCAGUUGGGGGAAGAGGAGAUAAUCAGUAUCUAAUUCCCCCCCCCCCCACCACUUUUUUUUUUCAUCAUCACACAAGAUUAAAAAAUUAAAAAAUAUCCUGCUCUUAUUUUACUUUUGGAAUCAGUUCAAGCAAAUAAAUGAAAGUAAUUAUGAAAAUUCAAUUUUGACUCUAGAGCUAAAGUUUAUAAUGCCGUACUCCAACCUAGGUCGUCUAUUUGCUAUAGUAGCAGCCGCUGAAAGUUUAGUCACUCUGGCAUCUACCUUUAUCUUUAACGGAUGGUAUCCAACAACGCUGUAUUACUUUGACGGGACAUGUUUCCAGUUUGCUGCUGGAAUGUGUGGCUUGGCUUUGGCUAUCACAAUGUGAGUUGUUUUGUUUUUUUUAAAAACGUCCUGGUAUUCCAUUUAUUCAACAAACUUGAGCCAUCUUGUCCAGCUGGUACUUAUGUUCCCCCAGAUGUUGGACUAGAUUUUGCAAUUCACAGAACGAUUACAAAAAGCACAUAUAUGACAGAGGUUUAUGAAUAUGUCAAUGCGUAGAAUUAAAUGGUAGAGGUGAUUGAUUCAACUGUCAGCGUUAACAUAACUGUCAGAGUUGACAUAUUGAUCAGUGUCAACAUGACUUUCAUUAGAAAUAUCCAGGCACACAGCCAGUGAUGUGUGCACCAACUGCAUGUCCUAAAAUUGUUCAAAAGUUCUCAUGAUUUUUGCUACACAGUUAAUGCAUGUUAAGAGAGGCGCCUCACCCAGAGUUUUAGGUAAAAAAUAUGUUAGCACGGGUUACAUCAAUUCACAAGCUGCAUGUCUAUCAAGUUUUUUUUUUUUCUACUUAACAAGAAAAAUGUUGACAAUUUUUCUUAAACUUAAAGACACGCACAGUCCGAAUGUUAAAUACUAUUAUUAAAACUUAUAAAUUUAAAAAAAAUAAAUCUUCCAAUUUAUGAAUUUUUUUUUUUAUAUUUCAGUGGGACAAGAUGGCACACUGAAAAUAAAACAAUAGCAGAGACAUCCCCACAGAAACAGAAAUAUAGCGCGGCCACUUCUACAGGAACAAAAUUAUAGCACAGCCACUUCUACAGAAACAAAAUUAUAGCACAGCCACUUCUACAGAAACAAAAUUAUAGCACAGCCACUUCUACAGGAACAAAAUUAUAGCACAGCCACUUCUACAGAAACAACAAAAUUAUAGCACAGCCACUUCUACAGAAACAAAAUUAUAGCACAGCCACUUCUACAGAAACAAAAUUAUAGCACAGCCACUUCUACAGGAACAAAAUUAUAGCACAGCCACUUCUACAGAAACAAAAUUAUAGCACAGCCACUUCUACAGAAACAAAAUUAUAGCACAGCCACUUCUACAGAAACAAAAUUAUAGCACAGCCACUUCUACAGAAACAAAAUUAUAGCACAGCCACUUCUACAGAAACAAAAUUAUAGCACAGCCACUUCUACAGGAACAAAAUUAUAGCACAGCCACUUCUACAGAAACAAAAUUAUAGCACAGCCACUUCUACAGAAACAAAAUUAUAGCACAGCCACUCCCAAAGGAACAAAACCACACAAUUGUUUGGAAUAUAAAAGACAGGGUAGGGGUGAACUUGAUAAAAGACAAAACAAAGCAAUGCACAUGACAGCAAGAAGCCUUCAUCAGCCAACAGAUCUGGUACAAAUAGAAUAUUCAAUUUAGAAAUGUAAAAAGUAAUAAAAACUUAUCUUGUUUUUCGUUUUGUCCAAGAGAACUGUAAAAUGAGUAUAGUGAGCUCUUGGUGGUAAGGGAAUUAAUAUAGAGAAACCCAAAAAACUUACCUUGUUUUUC
Molecule: messenger RNA, 7985 nt
Organism: Lymnaea stagnalis (great pond snail)
Lineage: Eukaryota; Metazoa; Mollusca; Gastropoda; Lymnaeidae
Source: the annotation of a GenBank genome assembly